This is a messenger RNA of Lolium rigidum, 4220 nucleotides long. RefSeq lists its product as uncharacterized. The record is from RefSeq and is a predicted model, not a curated record. NCBI's taxonomy places the organism in Eukaryota, Viridiplantae, Streptophyta, Magnoliopsida, Poales, Poaceae. Gene Ontology annotation, molecular function: nucleic acid binding; RNA-DNA hybrid ribonuclease activity. The coding region runs from base 2292 to 4220 and encodes 642 amino acids. The transcript has 4 exons.
CUAGUCCCCCGUGGCGUCUGGCGAUAUGCCGUGCUCUUUCCUCUUUCCUCCAAAAUUCCUCUGAUCUCUUGCUUCAAUCAUCCUUUUGCUGAUCGAUUCUCUCGUAUCCCUCUCCAUCUAUCUCCUUUUCGAUCUCUCAAUCCACUUUUUGGUCCUUCUCCCCUCCUCCCCUGCCCAGCUCUCUUCCUCUUCCAUCUGACACCUCCACUUCUACUCAUAUCGAUCCUUCGAUCCAGGCCAGUUCCAACUUCUCUAGCAUCUGAUUAGUGUGAUCUGCCCCGGUUCAAGCCGAUUUGUUGGUAGACAUAAGUUCCAGGCUGGAACCAAUCUGUCAGCAUCUCAAGCGGCGCGCAACCUGGUCGCAGAUUGAAGAGUUCGCCAACGCGCCCCUGCUGAAGAAGGAGGCGAUGCCCCAGGAGCCACCACUGCCAUGAAGAUGAUAGGAUGGAAUUGUCAGGGCGCCGGCUGGGAUCUCGACAAAUCCAGGAAAAUGGAUUACCUUGCCAACUUAAUGUCAUCCACGAGAGCUCAGGUUUGCUUCAUUUCUGAAACUAGAUCCUCGAGGUAUAGUUCUUCUCAGCUUAAUAACCGUUUCAGUAUAACUGAUAGCUUUGUAGUUCCAUCAAAAGGUCGAUCCGGUGGCCUUUGGUUGAUUUGGUCUGAUGAAGUUUGUGUCUCCGUCAAGUUCUUUAACCACUACAUGAUAUUAGCUUUAGUUGUAGAUAAAGCUACUAAUGUUGAUUUUGUGCUGGCUUGUAUAUAUGGUGAUCCGCAUCACCGGCACACUAAGAUGAUUUGGGAACAUGUUUCCAACUUUGUUCAUGAAAAUUUAGGCAAGCCGGUAGUCUGUUUAGGGGACUUGAAUGACAUCAUGUGUGGUAUGGACACCACCUCAAUUAAUGUAAAUAAGUAUCGCAUACAUGCUUUUAAUUCCUACGUUAAGCAGUGCGGCUUGUUUGACUUGGGCUUUAGUGGUCCGGCUUAUACUUGGACGAACAAACGCUUUUCGUCUACUCCUAUCUUUGAGAGACUUGAUCGGUGUCUUGCUAAUGCGGAAUGGUGUGCUAUUUUUCCUAGCACUAAUGUUUUUAAUCUACCUAUCAUCCUUAGUGAUCAUGCACCUAUUCUGAUUUCUACCGAAUCCAAGUUUCAUAAACCUAAACUUCAAUUCAAAUUCGAAAAUUGGUGGACUUAUGAAGAUGAUUUUCAGGGUGUCGCAAAAAAUGCUUGGAAUGCUUCUAGUAAAAAACCCUUCCAUGCUAGAACCACUAACCUUGCAGGAACUUUGAAGAGAUGGUGCAAAAAGAAAAGGCCUAUCCAACAGCAGCUUGAUUGCAUACAAAAUCAGAUAAAAGAAAUCCAAAUGAAGCCAGUGCAACUCCAAGACUAUAACCUGGAGGUUAGUCUUAUUGCCCAAUAUGAAGAAAACCUGACCAAGCUCACUGAAUAUUAUCGACAACGUGCAAAAAAACACUGGGCUACUCAAGGAGACAGAAACACUGCCUUCUUUCAUAAUGCAGUUCAGAAACGUAAGCGUCGCAAUCGUAUUGUCUCUAUUAGGGAUGCCCACGGAAAUGAUAUGUUUGAUCCGGCUGAUAUUGCAAAUGAAUUUGUGCAUUACUUUAGAUCUAUUUUUCGUUCCUCGUUUACUAACCAUGACAGGCCCAUCGCAAAUACAACAUUGCCACAAGACACUAAUGACUUCACUAAUUCAGUACCCGAUAAGCAAGAGGUUUGGGCAAUACUCAAAUCCAUGAGGAAAAAUGCUUCACCAGGACCAGACGGUUUUAAUGUGGCAUUUUAUGUAUCGGCCUGGGAUUGGAUUGGAGAUGAUGUAACAAAUGUGGUAAGGAAUUUCUACAUCACAGGUAUUCUUCCAGCACACCUUAAUGAUACCCAGAUUGCUCUCAUCCCAAAGAAACUUGCUUGCCAUCUUCCCUCUGAUUUUAGACCCAUAAGCUUGUGUAACGUGGUUUACAAAAUUAUUGCAAAAUCCUUAGCCAACAGAUUGAAAGAGCGCCUUCCUGAUUACAUUCACCCCUCUCAACAAGCUUUUAUUGAAGGUAGACGUAUAAGUAAUAAUAUUAUUGUUGCCCAAGAGAUUGCCCACUCUUUCUCUCUUACUUCUUGGAAAAGCCUGGAUUUCAUGUUAAAAAUUGACCUUGCCAAAGCUUUCGAUAGAGUAGAGUGGCACUUCAUUGUUUCGGCUCUCGCUCGUAAAAGGUUUCAUGAUCAUUUCAUAAAUCUUGUGUAUGCAUGCAUUUCAUCGCCGACAUUCUUUGUGAUUAUUAAUGGCCAAUCUUAUGCGAAUUUUAGAAGUAGCAGAGGUAUUAGACAGGGAUGUCCUUUAUCUCCAUAUCUUUUUUGUUUUUGCGGUAAAUGAACUAUCUCUAAUGCUACAGGAAGCCCUACAAGCCAAUCAUCUUACAGGUAUUUCACUAGGACCGGAAUGUCCUCCUAUUCACUCUUUGAUGUUUGCAGAUGACAUUAUUGUUUGUGGCAAAGCUAACAUGCAGGAAGUUCAAACUAUCUCUCAUAUUUUGGAUCACUUCUGCCAUGAUUCAGGUCAAACCCCAAACUGGACCAAAUCUGGAAUUCUAUUUAGCAAAAAUGUCACCAUGCAGGUUAAAGAAGAUAUCAAAAGAAUCUUUCCAGCUUCUGACAUCAACAGCUCCUAUGUUCAUUUAGGACACCCUCUAGUUUUGCCCUCCAAAGACAGAUCGGCUGCAUAUACCUUUGUUUAUGAUAAAUUUAAAUCCAAGCUCUCCACCUAUAAAGCGAACAGACUAUCUCAUGCAGCCAGAUUAACACUCAUAAAGUCAGUUUUCUCCUCCAUUCCUGUCUACUACAUGUCCAACAUUCUAUUUUCAAAAAAAUUCCUCACAAAACUCACGGCGAUCAUAAGGAACUUUUGGUGGACAGGUGUUCAGAACGAUCAAACGACUAGAAGCCUUUGCCUAAGGGCAUGGGCUGAUGUUUGUAUUGGAAAAAAUAUUGGUGGUCUUGGUAUUAGAAAUUUGCAGGCAACUAAUCAAGGACUUAUUCUCUCAGCGGCGUGGAGAUUGGCAAAAGAACCAGAGAGUCAUCUAGCUCAAAUUCUCAAGGCUAAGUACCAUCAUGAUACUUCCAUUUGGAGAGCCAAACCAAAUAAGCCAAAAUCUGCCUUCUGGUCAGCAAUUUUAAAGCCUUUUGCUUAUCCUGCUCAAGUAAAAGAUCUUUGGAUCCCUGGCCAAAAACUGUGGAACACAAACUUAAUAACUUGUCUGUUCAGUCCUACAACUGCAAAUACUAUUCUCCAAACACCAAUUAUUAAUGCUAAUGGCCAUGAUACUUUGAUUUGGAAGCUAACCCCGACAGCUCGGAACGACACUCUUUUUGGCAGGAAAGUGUGCAGGCCUUCCCAAGUGUUUCCGGCGGCAAACGCAAUAAUCAAAGGAACCGCUUUGGAGAACAAUGAACCAGCUAGGCAACAAGGAAAGGUGCAUGAACAAGAGCAGAUGCAAGCACUGCAAACUCCACAAUCUUGGGAUGCCAACAUCUUUGCAAGGAAUGCCAUAUUUUGUGAUGCAGCCUGGAAGAAAAGCACAGGAAAUGAAAGGAACCAAGCUGGAUUAGGUAUUAUCAUUACCAUGCGGGACAAUCAACACCUGAAGCAAUUGCAUGUUUCUGCACUCUCGCCUCCAGCUUCAACACCUCUACAGGCAGAGACCUACGGGCUACUCUUAGCUACAAGGAUUGCAGAUAUUCUCCAGAUUCAAGAGCCCCAUUUUUACUCUGACAGCUUGGUGUUAACAUUGGCGGCAAAAUCACAGACAGUUUUUGAUGCUCCAGGACAUUGGGAGAACAGACCACUACUUGCAGCUAUCAAGGCUUCUCCCUCUUUCCAUUGCAACAGGAUUACUCACAUCAACAGGAGCAACAACGUCAAAGCAGAUCAUCAAGCACGUUUAGCUCUCAGAAUUUGUAACAAAUCAUUAGCUCUUCGUUGCUUAAGUUCAGAAUUAGGUCAAUGUCCAGGAAGGGACAUACUUGCUGUAUCUAGCGUGACCCCAUUCACGCUGUUGUCUAACCCCUCCGUGCUGGUUCCGCUCGCGUCUUCCGUCCAUGAAUCUGCGGAGAAAUCGUACCCCGGCGCGGCGGCGCAGACCACCCGCGGAGACGCCCGAGAUGAGCAGCAACAUAGGGAGCGACCGGAAGCGCCUCUGGAGAUCGCCGUCUGA